UGUUUCAAUUCACAUUUUGUUCUUAUUACUCUCACUCCAAAUGCCGCUGUUUAUUAAUCGAGAUCAGAUUUUUGCGCAUCAAGUCCACCUUCUAGAGCAUAAACUACGGAGUAAAGAGGAACAUAUUUUGGAAUUGGAAACAGAGAACGCUCUCCUUCAUUUGAGACUCGCUGAGUGUUUUGGCAAACUUCGCCGUGGAAGAAAUGAGGAGAUUCAUGCCCAAAGACAGAAGCAUCAACAUCAGAGAAAACUGCAGAAGUCCACAUUUGCAGCUCUUUCCAAACUUCUGUCUGAAGUUCAGGUGCUGAAACAGGACUCGAGGGGCAUCUUUACAGUCUACAUGGGGUUUGCCAAAGAACUGGAGGAUCAAAGCAAACAGUUGUUUGAAUGUGUGGGCACUGCCAGAAAUACUAUUCAGGAUCACCAAAGUAAUGACAUACAGAAGUUCCAGGCUCGGUUGGCUGCACUUGAGCACUCUUUACAGGAAGAGAAGCAAAGGUGUAGAGAGGAGAGGCAGAAAAGGAUGUUGCUUCACAAUAGCUUGAUUGAGCUGAGGGGUAACAUCAGAGUCCACUGCAGAGUACGCCCAAUUCUACCCUUUUAUGAUAGACCAGGAUCCCCCACAACAUAUGGGUCCUCAUUAUGUGAAGCAGUGGUGCAGGCCAUCAAUGAUGACUCUGUUCUUGUAAACUGUGCCAAAAGCCCUGCUAUGAACAAAAUAUUUGAGUUUGAGAGAGUACAUGGUCCAGAAGACAGCCAAGAGACUGUGUUUGAGGAGGUGAAAGCCCUACUAACCUCUCUGCUUGAUGGGUAUAAUGUGUGUAUAAUGGCGUAUGGUCAGACUGGUAGUGGAAAAACACACACAAUGAUUGGCUCCCAGUCUGAGGAGCCCACAGCUGCAGUGCAGGACUUUCAACAGGGCAUCAUUCCAAAAGCAGCGACUGAGCUAUUUAAGCUGAUCUCAGAGAAACCAGCAGACAGUCAUACAGUGGAGAUGUCAGUGGUGGAGGUUUAUAAUAAUGAGGUUCUGGACCUACUGGCCAGAGAUGAAGAUGGGGCAGCAGUUGGAGUGAAGAGAGAGGUCAUCACAACCAGCACAGGCACCAGUGAGGUGCCCUGUCUAACAUAUAAGUUUGUACGCAGCUCUGCAGAAGUGAUGCAGCUGAUCAAUUCUGUGUUGAAACUAAGGGCUCACAGUCCCACACUGGUGCACAUGGACUCUUCCAGAUCUCAUUUCAUUGUCACUCUCACCGUCACCUCCAAAAGCCCCGAUGCACUGGCACUGGCUUGUAAGCUGCAGAAUGCCAGGCAAGAGGUCCGAGGGGUGUCUCAGAAGGAGUGGUGGAGCCCACGUUGCCGCAGGGCUGCCUCUUUGCGCUCAUCCAGCCCCACCUCCUCACCAUGCCACUCCCCCUGCCACUCACCAUGCCCUUCUCCCAGACCCAGCAUCACACAGACGCCCCUCAAGACCAAGCUUCAGUUGGUGGACCUGGCUGGGAGCGAGUGUGUGGGGAUGUCAGGUGUGACUGGUGCAGCCCUGUGGGAGAGUUCCUGUAUCAAUCGCAGUCUUUCUGCUUUGUCUGAUGUUCUGGGAGCUCUAGCUGAGCAAAGACCCCAUGUACCCUACCGCAACAGCAAACUAACACAUCUCCUACAGGAUGCCAUUGGAGGGGAUGCCAAGCUGCUAAUACUGCUGUGUGUGUCUCCCACUCAACACUUCCUCACUGAGUCACUUCAGUCUCUGGGCUUUGGCGCCAGAGCCAGACAAGUCCAGAGAGAGCCACCAUGCAGAAAGAAUACAACUCUGAAAAUUAACCAAAACUAGGGAAGAGACCAACAGGAAGAUGUAUUUGAUAGUAAAAGGCAAUGGGAGUGGACUGCUUAUGCACUGUCAUUGUGUGUAUGUUUACUGUAUGCAUGAUAUUAUGGUGCUCAGAUCAUGACGAUGUACCUUAUCUUUACCUAAUUGCAGUGGAAAAUACUUAAAAAGGAAUGUUUUGGGUUCAUAAAAUUUUAUAAACAAGCAGUUCCGGAUAAAUAUUAUUGUGGUUGAUUCCAUAGAUGCAUUUUUAGUAUAGUUUUUUGAGAAUAGAAUUGAAGAAAGUUUUUUUUCAGAAUAGGACUGCUUAAACACAUAUAGUUCUUACACACACUCUCCUUGGCUGAUCAUGCACUUUGGGAAUAUUUGUCUGAAAAAAACAACAACAACAAAAACAUGUUUACAGUUCUGUUUCUGGUUUGCUUGAAAUGCUUCCUUUUAUAUGCAGUGUGUGUGUUAAAAUAUUGAGUGAUGAUGAAUGUAUGGGUUUGAAGUAUAUUAGGGCCUGAAUGUAGUUGACCAUAUGUUCUACUGCAAUAUUUGUAAUUGGUUGCCUUUUCAAUAUAUCCCUAUUCAUGUUGAUUUAGUUUUAAUAAAAUUCA
Molecule: messenger RNA, 2421 nt
Organism: Xyrauchen texanus (razorback sucker)
Lineage: Eukaryota; Metazoa; Chordata; Actinopteri; Cypriniformes; Catostomidae
Product: kinesin-like protein KIF25
Exons: 15
Coding region: 41-1825 (594 amino acids)
Biological process (GO): microtubule-based movement
Molecular function (GO): ATP binding; microtubule binding; microtubule motor activity
Source: RefSeq, a predicted model, not a curated record